ACAAGAGAGAAAUACAGAGAAUUUCCUCCCAAAUAAUUCUUACAUGGUAUUGGAGCCAAAACCCUAGAGUUUUUCAGCGACUACUAUUCACGAUCGCCCGGCAUGGCGUCCAUCGAUGGUUGCUCAGUUUCAGUCAUUUGUUGUUGUUGCCGGACAAUGGAACGGUCGACCGUUGCUCUUGAACGGUCGAGCACGUCGACCGUCUCGUCGGCAGAUUGUGUGAUAGAUGCUGCUUUUGAUUCUUCUGCCACCGCCGUAUGCCACUCUGCUACCGCCAUGGCCGAUGAACAACCAAGGAAGAUGUUUUUCUCCCUAUCAUCGUGUGUUUCUAGUAUGAAGCUUUCAGGUGCAUCUCUUGAUACAGGAAGUACAAAUGAGGUUAGCUCUUAUGAUGAAGAUGAAGAAACACGGAUGGAAGAACAGAUGGACCGUUCCAGGAUGGACGGUGGACCAGAGGAUAGCGGUAGAGCGGACAGGCUACAGACGGUCGACCUGAUGGACCAUUCGGAUGUCCAUGGUCGACCGUCCAAGAGGUAGAAUGACGGGUUCCAGAGAGAUGACCAAACGGUCGACCUGGUGGACCGUUCUGAUAUCCACGGUCGACCGUCUGCAAGGCAGAAUGACGUUUC
This is a messenger RNA of Cuscuta campestris, 629 nucleotides long. Lineage: Eukaryota; Viridiplantae; Streptophyta; Magnoliopsida; Solanales; Convolvulaceae. The record is from the annotation of a GenBank genome assembly.